Molecule: messenger RNA, 1545 nt
Organism: Candida tropicalis MYA-3404
Lineage: Eukaryota; Fungi; Ascomycota; Pichiomycetes; Serinales; Debaryomycetaceae
Exons: 1
Coding region: 1-1545 (514 amino acids)
Molecular function (GO): flavin adenine dinucleotide binding; N,N-dimethylaniline monooxygenase activity; NADP binding
Source: RefSeq, a predicted model, not a curated record
AUGGUUUCAUUGAAUAUUAACUCGAUUGGUAUAAUUGGUGGUGGUCCAGGGGGAUUAGCUUCACUUUAUGAAUUUUUGAAUACUUCAAAAGAUGGUGAAUCUACAAUUGGUACUGAUAAAAGACCAAUUAAUCCAGCAUUUUCUAAAAUAGUUGUAUUUGAACAAAAAGAUCAACCUGGCGGAGUUUGGACUAAAUCUAAUAAUAAAAAAGAAUAUGAUUUUGAAAUCCCACCUCAAGAUAUUUUAAAUACUGAAAAUUAUAACGAUCCUUUUAUAAUUAGACCUAAAAAUGAAAUACCUGAUGGGAUUCAAGAAUCAAGUAAAGAAAAUCCAAUCAUUACUGAAAAGAAUAAAUUACAAGAUGAAUUGGAAUGGAAAAGAAAUGGAAUUUAUCCAUUUUUAUUCACAAAUAUUCCUGCAAGAUUUACAAGAUUUAGUUAUUUACCCAAUGAACAACAAUAUCAAGAUAAAUCAAGAAUUAUUUAUCCAUUUUUAUAUCAUCAAGAAUUAGAACAAAGAUUUAUUGAUUUUAUAAAUCAACAAGAAUUAAAUCAAUAUAUUAGAACAAAUACAACAAUUGAAAAUAUUUAUAAAAAUCAACAAGGUAAAUGGAUAAUAACAGCAAGGUAUAAAAACCCAAAUACUAAUAAAAAUGAAUGGUACAAGGAAGAAUUUGAUGCUAUUGUUAUUGCAAAUGGUCAUUAUACAAUUCCAUAUAUUCCAAAAAUUAAAGGAUUAUCAAAAUUUAAUGAAAAUUUCCCCAAUGUUUUAAUUCAUGCUAAAUCUUUUAAAUCAAUUGAAGAAUUUGAAAAUAAAAAUGUAUUAAUUAUUGGUGGUUCAAUAUCAGCAGCAAAUUUAAUUCAAUAUAUUAUACCUGUUGCUAAAUCAAUUACAAAUUCAAAACGUGGUAAAUCAAUUGCUUUUGAAUUUAUUAACGAUGCUUUAAAAGUUCCUGAAAUUAUACAAAAAGAAACAAUUGAUAAAAUUGAUCCUAAAACUGGUAAUGUUCAUUUUAAAGAUGGUAGUAUUGGUAAAUAUGAUAAAAUUUUAAUUACAACUGGGUAUCAUUAUCAUUAUCCAUUUGCUUCAGAUUAUUUAAAAUUAGUUAAUCCUGGAAAUUUAUCAAGAGUUAAAGGAUUAUAUUAUGAUACAUUUUAUCAAAAUGAUCCAACUUUAGGUACUGUUGGUAUAGCAGUAUCACAUUUGAAUUUUCAUACUAUUGAAGCAAGUUCAAUUGCUUUAGCUGGUGUUUGGUCAGGUUAUAAACAAUUACCAAGUUUAAAAGAACAACAAGAUUGGGAAACUUCAAAUGUUGAAUCCAAAGGUGAUUCAAUUAUUUUCCAUUAUUAUAAUCAUCAUGAAGCAAAAGAGAAAUUUGUUGAUAAAUUGGUGAAUUUUGCUCCUAAAAAUAGAUAUAAUCCUUUAGAAAUUGAUGGGGAAUUUGUUAAUGAAAUUGAUGAUGGAUUGGAAAAAUUAUCUGAAUUAUAUUAUUCACUCAAAGAUAAAAAAUUAACCAUUAAAGAUACUUCGUUACCCGUUGAAUGA